Carlito syrichta (Philippine tarsier) is the source of this 838-nucleotide messenger RNA. It is a transcript of the gene PRELID2, whose product is annotated as PRELI domain containing 2. The transcript has 6 exons. Gene Ontology annotation, cellular component: mitochondrial intermembrane space. Gene Ontology annotation, biological process: phospholipid transport. NCBI's taxonomy places the organism in Eukaryota, Metazoa, Chordata, Mammalia, Primates, Tarsiidae. The record is from RefSeq and is a predicted model, not a curated record. Gene Ontology annotation, molecular function: phosphatidic acid transfer activity. Bases 8 to 454 code for a protein of 148 amino acids.
CAAUCCCAUGGAUAAAAAUGUCAUCUCUGUAAAAAUUGUGGAGGAAAAAAGAGAUGAAUCAACAGGGGUCAUCUAUAGAAAGAGAAUUGCAAUCUGUCAGAACGUGGUUCCAGAAAUUUUAAGGAAGAUGAGCAUUUUAAAAGUACCUAAUAUCCAGUUAGAAGAGGAAUCAUGGCUCAAUCCUCAGGAAAGAAACAUGGCAAUACGGAGUCAUUGCCUUACAUGGACACAGUAUGCAUCCAUGAAGGAAGAGUCUGUCUUCCAGGAAAGUGUGGAAAAUCCAAACUGGACAGAGUUCAUUCAAAGGGGCAGGAUUUCGAUCACAGGAGCUGGAUUUCUCAACUGCAUUCUAGAAACGUUUGCCAGCACGUUCUUAAGACGGGGUGCCCAGAAGGGAAUUAGAAUCAUGGAGAUGCUGCUAAAGGAACAGUGUGGUGCCCCCUUAGCUGAAUGAAGAAUCAUCAGCUGCAGCUGGGAGCUGGAUGGACCUACUCAGGUUUUGGAAUUUUCUCCUGUUAACUGCUAUUCUCAGAGAGCUUUGAUCCAUAAGUGGAGGGAAAUUGAGUGAAAAUGAUCCACAUGCCAAUCUGGGCUGGUAUCUCUUAGCUUAGCCCAGUUUUUGUCUCACAUCUUGUGUGUAAUGACAGCGACUAAAUCUCCAAGCUUGAUUAGUAAUGGUUUUAGCCCAGUGAGCACGAGUCUAGAUACAGCCUUGACAUGAUGUUUCAUCAGGGAAAACCGUAGCCACAAAACCUGUUUCUGAGCCAACCAAGGAGGACCCUCAGGUACCGUGACUCUGAUUCUGGGACAGUUGUUGAAUAAAUAUGUCAUGAUUUUA